This is a messenger RNA of Leishmania braziliensis MHOM/BR/75/M2904, 1638 nucleotides long. RefSeq lists its product as hypothetical. NCBI's taxonomy places the organism in Eukaryota, Euglenozoa, Kinetoplastea, Trypanosomatida, Trypanosomatidae. The record is from RefSeq and is a predicted model, not a curated record. Gene Ontology annotation, molecular function: protein binding. The coding region runs from base 1 to 1638 and encodes 545 amino acids. The transcript has a single exon.
AUGCCGCGACGCUCAUCGCGCUCCUUGGUGACGCUGGCUGCGGCGCUAUUGCUAGUAAUUUUUGCCUGCAGCCACUCAGGUCGCGCACUAUGUCCCUCUAACGGGAACACCCAUGCAAUUUACGUCACAUCCAACAUGGGCGAUAACAUUUGGUCCUUUGACACUCUCGGCAACUACCUCGGCCCGGUACUUAACAAAGCUUCUUUUCCGCCCGGCGUGCAGGUCGACAAGCUGCGCUCCAUGCGCUUUGGUCCGGAAGGCCACCUCUACGUGUCUAGCGCGCGCGGUUCCUACAGCCGCAUCUUCGCCGUCAGCGGCAACGGACUACUGAACCGCACGAUGGAAGAGAACUGCACCCGCGACUACCUGUUCACCGCUACCGAGCAGGGCCAGGCGAACCCGUUUCUGGAUCACCCGUACGACAUCGCCUUCCACCCAGCAACCGAGGACUUGUACGUGUCGAAUCAAAACUCGGUGACCAUCACAUGGUACAAGCGCGACCCGACGGCGGACACGAUGCUGACGGUUGGCACCGGCAGAUCCCAGCAAGUCCGCUAUCCUGCCUGGAAGCCGGCAAAGAACGCCAAGGCUGCCGUGGUGUCCAACGAGGAGACGAUUACAGGGGAGGAGACAAUUGUGGUGCCAAAAGACAUUACAGACAGCUCUGGUCUCUUCGCCUCGCCGUGGAGCUCCACCUAUUCGAUGAGCUCCGUACGCGGCCUCACCAUCUCGCCCCUGCUGCCGCGCACGCUGGUCGAGGGCGGCGCUUCCUCCGGCGUCUUCGCUGUGACGAAUGAAUCAAUGACGUACUACCUUCUCGUGUGUGAUGUACUGAGCAGCACCGUGCACGUUUUCGAUCUCGAGAGCGGUGAGCGCCUCUUCGGCCUAAACGUACCAUCCCCGAUUCAAGUCAUGUUUCCGAGUCGCUACUAUGUGGGCGACUCGUCGCCGUCUGUCUCCGCGGACGGUGUCCUCAUGAAGCGCUUUGACGUGCCGUACAUCUACGUCACGAGCAAAGAGGACGGCAUUGCUUACAUGGUGCGCUUUUCCUCUCGCCAGGGAAACACGAUCAGCAACGGCAUGCAGGGUAACGGCUUUGGCGAGGGCUUCAUCCAGGCACAGCGCCUCUAUAUGAUCAACCGCCCGACCUCACUGCACGCGGCGAGCGGCAUCUACGAGAACGCAGCCCGUAACGUGCUGCUCAUCGCCGACCGCAACGGCCGCCGCAUCUACACCUACGCGUCUCCGUUCCUGACCGACUACACAAACGGCUACGGCCCGUCUACGUUCCUUGGCUUCUUUGUGAAGCACCUGCCAGAUCAGCCGGAGUUCAUCCUGUCGGCGCUGCUUGAGCACCAGGAAAACAUCCCGUUUUGCUAUGAACUGAACAAGGAUGGCAAGCUCCGCUACGUCGCGCUGUGCACGGCGGCGUCGAUCUGGUCUACCGUACUCGCGCUCGCUCUCAUCCUGGUGUCAUCCUUCAUUGUGUAUCGCCAAGUUCAGCAUUGCAUGUACGAGCAAAAGGGCUACUUUCAACACCAGCGCUCGCUGGAUGACGAGUCGAUCGCCUUAAAUGGAAGCAGCAAUAGCUCGCCGUUACUCGGAGGUGCGGUACCAAACUACGGCUCUGCCAAGUGA